AAUAGUUGCCGUUGCCGUUAUAUUCUGAGCGCGGCGCGCACCCAACGCAAAUCCGCUCCGCUCUUCACCAAGCCUACACACACUGCAAGUUUCUGCAAAGUUUGGAAAAAUCCCUUUUUCCAUCUUUACGAUAGUGCACCGGACAAUACAUCAAAGUUCCGCUUCGUACACGUGCGGUAGUUUUAUUGUCCGACUGGUUUACUCAUCUCUAAGAUAUAUUACCCAUUACCACAGAGAAAGUCUGUGUCCGAAGGUAAAGUUCGAGCAUGUGGUGGAAGCACGACCAGUCAUCAUCAGCCGCUCACGAGUUUACCGAGUUGUAGUAACUUGUUUGACGCAUUCAACGCGCAGACCUCAGCGAAUCUAGCACGCGGUGUACCGUAACGCUAAGUAAACCGCGCGCGCGCACUACUUGUGUAACGCGCAAGUUCAAGUUCAACAAGUUACAAAAGAAUAAAAAAGAAAAAAAAGUGUAUUUAAUAUAAAAAUAUAUUGUGUGGAUUUAUGUUGAAAUUGUGUUGUGAACAAAUGUGUGCAAAAUUAGUAUUAUUGCCUUUGAUUAGUGCGUAUAGCUAACGUUUAAGGUGACUUAGUGUUUGGAAGUAGUGAUUCAACGUAUUAUUUGUAUCGAAACAUGAAUAUCCUCAGCGAUAACGAUUCGUUAACAAGUGGCAAGCUGUCGCAGGUGAUCAACAAUAAUUUCUCGGUGUUGAUCGCCACGGAGUUUGCGGAGAUCACCGAUCCGGAAUACGAACAAUUCUUGGCAGAUGUCUGGGUGGGUAUUGUGCUCACCCUGAUGGUACUCAGCUGCGUAUGCUGCAUGUGCUCAUGUCUACUGUAUCAUAAAUUUCAACAGUGGAAACGCAGCGUGAUAGAAGCCCGUCAGGCAGCAGAUUUGGAAGCCGGCAGCGGAUAUCGACCCGACCUUGAUACCCUGCCGAGCUACACCAUCGCCUCGGGCCUGCCGACCUACGAGGAAGCGCUCGAGCAGUUGAAGAAAGUCAAAGAGAUUGUCAAAACGCACAAAUCGACAAUCGCCACAACGCCCACGCCGAUCCACACGACAAAAAGUAGCUCGGCGUGUAUAACACCAUCACAAUCAUCAUCGAGAUUAUCGAUACAUAGACUUUCAGUAACUGAAUUGUUUCAGUUGUACAAAAACGCCACUAGCGGCGCGGGGAAUAACGCGAGUGAUUCUGCAUGUGCAAAAACUUAAACAAAUAAAAAGUCUUGUUUUUUAAUUUUACAAGAUUUACAAGAAGAAAAUCUUCUUGAUGUUUAUUUAUUUAUAUAUAAAUUAAUUGUGAUUUAUCGAUGUAAAUAUGAAAAGACUUCAAAUGAGAAUAAAACUUAAGCUAAUUGUUAUAAAACUUAAA
This is a messenger RNA of Dalotia coriaria, 1376 nucleotides long. RefSeq lists its product as uncharacterized. The transcript has 2 exons. Bases 635 to 1216 code for a protein of 193 amino acids. NCBI's taxonomy places the organism in Eukaryota, Metazoa, Arthropoda, Insecta, Coleoptera, Staphylinidae. Gene Ontology annotation, biological process: axon guidance. The record is from RefSeq and is a predicted model, not a curated record.